AUGCAAGCUAUAGGUCUGGAUAAUGUACUACCACCGAGGGGUGUUCAGCAGCCACCGAGGGGUCGUAGCCAGGCCAGAGGUGGUAAUGGUAUGGGUCGUGGACAGAGAGAACUGGGCAGAGGGGCAGGUCCUACUAAGACGAGACAGCCAGCUCUGGUUUAUGCUGCAGGCCACCGAGAGGACGAAAACACCCCAUAUGUUAUCAUUGAAUUUGACUUAAUACUGGGUAUGGACUGGCUGGUUAAACAUCAAGUAAACUUGGAUUGUGCUACUAAACAGAUGGUAUUGAAAACUGUGGAGGGUGAUGAGGUAGUUAUAAUUGGGGAGCGUUUGAAUUAUUUGUCAAAUGUGAUUUCUGCACUAAGGGCCGAGAAAUUAGUUCGUAAGGGUUUUGAAGCAUAUCUAGCCUACAUCGGUGUUUCAGACUCCGAGGGUUCUUCUUCUGUUAAUGAUAUCAGCACCGUUAAAGACUUUUUAGAUGUUUUCCCUGAUGAGCUACCUGGAGUGUUCCAGCCCUAUUUGGAUUGGUUCGUUGUGGUUUUUGCAGGCGACAUUCUAGUGUAUUCAAAAACUGAUGAUGAACAUGAUACACAUCUCCGAGUUGUUCUGCAAAUUCUGAGGGAGAAACAACUGGUUGACCUUUGGAAAACUGAAGCUGUACUGGACUGGAAGUCGCCUAAGAUAGUAUUUGAGAUUCGUAGUUUUCUGGGACUGCCAGAAUCUGGGAAAGAGUUUAUUGUUUACAGUGAUGCAUCACAAGUUAGUUUGGGAUGUGCGUUGAUGCAAGAUGGUAAGGUCGUAGCAUACGCAUGUCGCCAGCUUAAGACACGUGAGAUGAAUUACCCGGCACACGACUUGGAGUUAGCUGUAGUGAUUAAGGAUAAACAGUUGGAGGAUGAGUCACAGAGUCCUCGAUUCCGACAGAUUGGGUGUGGAGAAACAUCAGAUUUUGGACUAAAUAACGGAGGGGUACUCUGUUUCUGUGGGAGAGCCUAUGUACCGAAGGAUACUGAUUUGAGGCAGUCUAUACUGCGAGAAGCAUAUAGUAGCCCUUAUGAUAUGCAUCCCAGUGGGAAUAAGAUGUACCGAAACCUUCGUGAGUUAUAUUGGUGGCUAGAUCUUAAGCAUGAAGUUACUGACUUUUGGGAAAGAGUGACUAUGGACUUCGUUAGUGGACUGCCCUUAACGCCUGUUAAGAAGGAUUCAGUGUGGGUCAUCAUGGAUCGGUUAACCAAAUCUGCUCAUUUCAUACCAGUCCUGACUGAUUAUUCUUUAUAG
Messenger RNA from Gossypium arboreum, 1278 nucleotides. RefSeq lists its product as uncharacterized. The record is from RefSeq and is a predicted model, not a curated record. The coding region runs from base 1 to 1278 and encodes 425 amino acids. The transcript is spliced from 7 exons. Lineage: Eukaryota; Viridiplantae; Streptophyta; Magnoliopsida; Malvales; Malvaceae.